CUUAAUGGCGAGUUCAUUGACUAGAGCUGAUGUAGCUGCGCUUGUCCCUCCUCCAAGAAGCUGGUCAGAGUAGAACAGUGUCUAAAAGGCUUGUUGGUGUAGUAGUAGAGAUAGUGGAACGGAAGAUGGACAAUGGAAUAGGCAAUAAUUAUCGUCCAAGGUGGCAGAAAGUCUUGUAUAAAGACCAGGGUGUUCCGGAUAACUACGUUGAUGAAUCCUUCCUUGGGGAGUUGAAGAGAAAAGAAACUACGUAUGAAUUGUGGCAUGUGGUGCGGGAAUCAGGCGUUGUGACUCAACAAAUAAGUAGUAUCUGCAUCUUUGUGGUUUUAUUUGUGUAUAUGCAACGGGAAUUGCUCUCUCCAGUCAAUCUGCUGUACGUCAACGCUGGGUUGUCUCUGAUUGGCUAUAUUCUCUAUGAUGUCAUCGAUGGAGGGCAGGAUCGGAAGGAGAGCGGAAGAUCCCGCUUGGAUGAUGUUAAAAGUACUGCCAUCUUUGUUGCCUUUUCAUAUGGUUUGUCACCGAUCCUGAAAACAUUGACUGAUACCGUUAGUACCGACACUAUCUAUGCAAUGACUGUAUUUAUGCUUUUAGGAAAUCUGCUCUUUCAUGAUUAUGUGACAACGGAAACAAGGGGAAGGAGACCUGUCUCACUAUGUGCAUCUAUAUUUGCAUCGGUUUGUCUGGCAUCCAGACUUCCUACUACUCUCCAUGCCUUUGCCACAGUCACUGUUGCUAUGCAGUUGUUUGCACUCUGGCCUGAACUCAGACGAAAACUUAAGGUUUGCAUUCCGAGAUCCCAGACUCCAUUAACAUUGUUGUCGGUUAUCGUUGCAUUCGUUGCCUUGGUAACAGUGAGUAACAUAGCGGCCAUUAUCAUCGUCUUCAUUGAUCUUGCCAUUACUUUCCUUGUUCCUGUUUGCCUGAUACGGUUACAACUUUUCAAAAAAAAUAUCCAUGGUCCAUGGGACGAGGCUGUGAUUCAACAUUAGCUGCUUCUUUGGCGGGAAAACAAAAUAUUUUUUAACUGAACACUGCAUAAGUAAUGGAAAAGGGAUUUUUAAUCCAAAAGUGAACUAUUUUUGGUGACCUUAUUGGUAUUUUUUAAUGUGAGGGAUUUUGGUAUCUACAAGUUACCAUUAAAGUUUCUAUCAAAAUUGCUUACAUGCAGUUUUAGGGUGAAUACUUGAUUUAAUGGUUUGAUAAAAACACUGCUCAUUGCAGUAAACAUGUCAUGGCUGUUUCAAAUUCAAAUAUAAGUUUUCAGGUCAAACAGGCAAAAGAAACCACACAAAAACGGUUGUAGCAUCUUUAAUAAAUCCUUCCAAACAUUUUUGUCAAAGAUACUAACAAACACUUUAUUCACACAGUAUUUCUGUAACUUAUUAUCCUUUUUAUCAUAAAAUUAGGCUUAACAUGUUUAUACUCGCUUUCAGAAAUAAAACAGGAGUUAGUUGCAACACAUGCAUCAUAUUGAACUAAAUCUUUGCUUUAUUGUACUAGGACGAAUCAAGUUGUGCCUAGUGUGGAAUUAACAUAAGUCCAUUAUGUGUAAACAAUAGUAUAAGGUUGUAAACCAAUGAAACUGUUGCAUUAAUGAGCCCUGCCUUCUGAUUGGCCAAUAGUGCUACAAACAACAGGUGGACAGAUGCAGAAUUUGUUCGCACCGUAAAUAAUCAUGCGCGUAAUAAAAGAGGUCCCUGCUUUUAGCAAAUUUUAAUUUACAGCAAUCAUUUUCCGUUUUGUUUACCAUAUAUUUUUUUUUUUUUUUCAAAUUGAAAAUCCAUGUAGGUCUCAUGGAAUGUAAUUUGUGAAACAGUUGCAUGAAUUAAAAGUGGGCAGAAAUUGCUGCGCGCAGUAAUUACCAAGAUGGUGAUUCGGCAUCGCACAACCGCGCAACAGUGCAAGAAAAAGUGUCCCACACAAUGA
Asterias rubens (European starfish) is the source of this 1926-nucleotide messenger RNA. RefSeq names its product phosphatidylinositol N-acetylglucosaminyltransferase subunit C-like. Gene Ontology annotation, biological process: GPI anchor biosynthetic process. The record is from RefSeq and is a predicted model, not a curated record. NCBI's taxonomy places the organism in Eukaryota, Metazoa, Echinodermata, Asteroidea, Forcipulatida, Asteriidae. The transcript is spliced from 9 exons. Bases 126 to 989 code for a protein of 287 amino acids. Gene Ontology annotation, cellular component: membrane; glycosylphosphatidylinositol-N-acetylglucosaminyltransferase (GPI-GnT) complex.